Messenger RNA from Scheffersomyces amazonensis, 1422 nucleotides. RefSeq names its product G protein subunit beta (gene STE4). Gene Ontology annotation, molecular function: signaling receptor complex adaptor activity; protein binding. The record is from RefSeq and is a predicted model, not a curated record. Bases 120 to 1400 code for a protein of 426 amino acids. Gene Ontology annotation, cellular component: heterotrimeric G-protein complex; cytoplasm. NCBI's taxonomy places the organism in Eukaryota, Fungi, Ascomycota, Pichiomycetes, Serinales, Debaryomycetaceae. Gene Ontology annotation, biological process: G protein-coupled receptor signaling pathway. The transcript has a single exon.
CAUGAAUUGUUUUAUGAAUUACUUUAUUGAUUCUUUUAGUUAUUAACAUUUUUGCAGUUAUUUCUUAUCAGCUACGGUUUCACAGGAUUACAAUAUUCUAAAAUAAUACAAAUAUCAUCAUGACAACUGCAUCGCAAUCUGGUGGAGAUAUACAGAAGAAAAUUGCUUUGGCAAGACAGGAAGCUAGGAUUUUAUAUAAUGAAGUAGAACAAACAAAGCUUAGAACUAAAGAUGUUAGUUUGGUAGAUGUAACAACCAAAAUAGAAUCUUUGCCUAAAAAUUAUAAUAAUCUAAAAUUGUAUAAUACUUUAAAGGGGCAUCAAACAAAAAUCGCAAAGAUUGUAUGGAGUUCAGAUUCUUCAAGCAUACUAUCUGCUAGUCAAGAUGGUUAUAUGAUUAUAUGGGAUGCUGUGACAGGAUUUAAGAAACAGGCUAUAACUCUAGAAAACCAAUGGGUAUUAACGUGUGGAUACUCUCCCAACAUGAACUUAGUUGCAGCAGCUGGAUUAGAUAAUGUCUGUACAGUUUACAGAAUUAAAUCAGACACUAAUGAGCAUGGAAAUGGAGAUUCUACAAUCCAAGGUUAUCAAAUGUUUGGCACCUUCUAUCAGUCAGUUCAAUCAAUAUUUAAGGGUCAUACUGCCUACAUAUCGGAUUGUGAGUUUAUAAGUAAUCUGCAGAUAAUAACAGCAAGUGGAGAUAUGACAUGUGCUUUAUGGGAUAUUUCCAAAGGGAGUAAAGUGAGAGAGUUUAUUGAUCAUUUAGGUGAUGUUUUAUGUAUUGAUUCUUUCCCCCAGAAGAAGAGCAAUAAUCCUAAUCUAUUUAUAUCUGGAUCAUCAGAUGGGAAUGUUAAACUUUGGGAUUUAAGAUCCCCAACCAGUUCUCAGAACUUUUAUGUUUCUAACAGUGAUGUAAAUACUAUUAAACUAUUCCCCAACGGGAAUUCGUUUUUAACUGGAUCAGAUGAUGGAUUAAUAAGACUCUUUGAUUUCAGAUCAGACUGUGAACUAAAUACUUAUUCGCUAGCCAAUCAAUUUGCUCAACAACGGCAGCAACAGAUACGACAGCAAAUGACUCAAACACUUAAACAACCAUUAUUUUCAUUUCACAGAAAUAAUAAUGGUACAAGUAGUCCAACAGAUACUUUCAGCUUACUGAGUAUAUAUUCAAGUUUUGAAAAUCCUGGUGUAUACUCUAUAGAUUUCAGUAAAAGUGGAAGAUUGUUUUAUGCUUGUUAUUCAGAAUUUGGAUGUAUGAUCUGGGAUACUUUAAAGCAAGAGAUUGUUGGAUCAGUAGGUAAUGAUCAUUCCAAUAAGAUCAAUCAAGUUAGUGUUAGUCCUGAUGGAAUUGGAUUAGCUACAGCAUCAUGGGACUCUACUAUCAAGAUAUAUUCGGCUUAAAGAGAUGAGAUUGGCGCAAGAA